GAGUACCCGGCGAACCUCACGGCCGGCGACCUCGCGCGCUUCUUCGCCUUCCCGACGCUCGUCUACCAGACGGAGUACCCGCGGACGCCGCGCGUGCGGCGGCGCUGGCUCCUGAAGCGCUUCGCGGAGCUCGCCGUCGUGCUGUCGGCGAUGCUCCUGCUCGUGACGCAGUUCGUGGCGCCGACGGUGCGGGGCACGCUCGAGCCCUUCGAGCGUUUGGACGUCGCGUCGCUCGUCGAGCGGCUCAUGGCGCUCGCGAUCCCGACGCUCUUCGUGUGGAUCCUCAUGUUCGUCGCGUUGUUCGAGCUCUGGCUGUCCAUCGUUGCGGAGGUGACGCGCUUCGGCGACCGGCUCUUCUACCGGGACUGGUGGAACGCGCGCAAGUUCGACGACUACUGGCGGCUCUGGAACCUGCCCGUGCACAACUGGCUCGUGCGCCACGUCUUCUUCCCCUGCCUGAACCUGGGCCUGAACAAGACCGCGGCGACGGCCGUCGUCUUCUUCAUCUCCGCGGCGCUCCACGAGCUCCUCGUGUCCGCGCCGUGCCACCUGCUCCGGCUCUACGCGUUCGCGGGCAUGAUGACGCAGGUGCCGCUCAUCGCGCUGACGAACGCCAUCAACGAGCGCCUCCCGUCGUCGCGCGCGGGCAACGUCCUCUUCUGGCUCGUCUUCUGCGUCGUCGGCCAGCCCAUGUGCCUGGUGCUCUACUUCCACGACACGGUGUCGGAGAGCGGC
Messenger RNA from Aureococcus anophagefferens, 735 nucleotides. RefSeq lists its product as hypothetical. Gene Ontology annotation, cellular component: endoplasmic reticulum membrane. The transcript has 2 exons. The record is from RefSeq and is a predicted model, not a curated record. Gene Ontology annotation, biological process: triglyceride biosynthetic process. Lineage: Eukaryota; Pelagophyceae; Pelagomonadales; Pelagomonadaceae. The annotation marks the transcript as partial. Gene Ontology annotation, molecular function: diacylglycerol O-acyltransferase activity.